ACGGCGUGUAGAUGGAGUAUAACACGUAAAUGUACACUUUACGAACUCUACGAGCACAAUGAGCAAUGGCAUCGGUGCAGGCGAAGGCGACAGUAGUAGCGCCAGCAUGACGCCCGUGGCCGACUACUCGACACAGACGCGACCGGUCAGCGUAGCCAUCGACCCCGUGGCCCUGAUCAUUACAGAAUGUAUCACCGUCACGUCGGCCAUGCGCAAGCAUGCGCGCUGGGCCCAGUCUUCUGUAUCGGCAAUCCUCGGCGGCGGUGCUGCUAGACGACCUCCUUCGGCGCUUGGUUCCCUUGGUGUUGGCGACGACGCCGAUGGUGGACAACUGGCUACACGAUGGGGCCUUCGCGGCAAGAAGGGGAAGAGCAUUCAAGACAACCCACUGCUGUCUGCAUUCGCUCGGCUGCGGAGUCAACUUAAGGGAUGCAGAGACAUCCGUACCGUUGACACGCCUUCAAUCCUGCAGCCCUUCUUGCAAGUCAUCCGUUCCUCGUCUACUACCGCCCCCAUCACUUCUUUGGCCUUGAUUGCAAUCACCAAGAUGCUUUCCUACAAUGUCAUCAGCCCGGGCAUGCCCAACUUUCCCUACGCCAUGAUGCUUCUAUCCUCGAGUGUGACAAAUUGUCGUUUCGAAGGUGACAAUACCGCCUCGGACGAUGUCGUCUUUCUUCGUAUCCUCAAGCUCAUGGAAAUCAUCAUCACCGGGCCUUCGGGCGAAGUUCUCGGCGAUCAAAGUGUUUGUGGCAUGAUGGAAUGCGGUAUCUCUAUAUGCUGCGCACUGCGCAUGAGCGAGGUCCUGAGACGUUCGGCCGAAAUCACAAUGGUCACCAUGUGCCAGACCAUCUUUCAGAGACUGACCCACCUCGAAUCUCUUCCCGAAGACGACAAUCAAAACGACCAAGACAAGUUCAAAAUCGAGUCCAGCACCACUCAGAUAGGUUCGACACCCGCCCAGGAUACUCCUCCUUCUGGAAGCCUAGACGUGCCUCGAUCCACUGGUGGUGAAAGACCCUCUGCUGAAUUCAAUGCUAGCCAGGUUGACUUGACCAAAGCAACCGAAACCACCGACAUUCCCGAUAUCAAGCCAUACGGGUUACCUUCGAUUAGAGAACUCUUCCGCACGCUAGCCGAACUUCUCGAUCCCCACGACAGGCAGUACACCGAUACCAUGCGUGUCAUGGCUUUGCGCAUCGUAAAUGUGGCUCUGGAGGUUGCUGGCCCUUCAAUAGCCUACCAUCCAUCACUAGCCUCUUUGGCCAAAGACACUCUAUGUCGCAACCUUUUCCAGCUCGUGCGCUCCGAAAACAUUGCCCUCCUCCACGAAUCACUACGGGUCGCUGGUACUUUACUUGCAACUUGUCGCAGUGUACUAAGGCUCCAGCAAGAGCUUUAUUUGUCCUAUAUUGUUGCUUGCUUGCAUCCUCGAGUUCCUAUUCCUGAUGAACCAACAAUCAACCCUGCCCUUUACGAGGGAGUCCCUCAAGCUCCGAGACUUGUCAAACCAGCUGCAUCAGCUACCCAAAGCGGUCGAUCUACCCCAGUACCAGUCAAAGACAGGCAGAAGCUCGGCUUGGAAGGCGGUUCUCGGAAGCCCGACGCAAGAGAAGCUAUGGUAGAAAGUGUAGGGGCUCUUGUCAGGAUCCCAAGCUUCAUGGCUGAGCUAUUUGUCAAUUACGAUUGUGAAAUCGACCGAAGCGAUUUGUGCUUGGACAUGGUUGGCCUCCUCUCGCGUAACGCGUUCCCAGACUCUGCUACCUGGAGUACUACCAAUGUACCGCCGCUCUGCUUGGAUUCUUUGCUUGGUUAUGUGCAGUUUAUCGCCGAUAGACUCGACGAUGAGCCUGUGACUGAGGGCCUGCCUCGUUUGGAAGCACUACGUGAGCAGAGAAUCAAAAAGCAGAUUAUCAUUCGUGGAGCUACCAAGUUUAACGAAAGCCCCAAGGGUGGACUCGCCUUUUUGGCAUCUCAAGGCAUCAUCGAGAAUAUAGACGAUCCAAUGUCUAUCACACGCUUCCUCAAAGGAACAUCCAGGAUUGACAAGAAGGUCUUGGGAGAAUUCAUAUCAAAAAGGUCAAACGAGGCCAUCCUUGAUGCCUUCCUCGACCUUUUCGAUUUCACCGGGCAGCGAGUUGAUGAGGCCUUGCGUCAAAUCCUCAACUCCUUCCGAUUGCCAGGUGAAUCACAACUCAUCGAGAGAAUCGUUACAGUCUUUGCAGAAAAGUAUUGCGACAAGACUAACCCCGAGGGCAUUGCGGAUAAGGAUGCUGUCUACGUCUUGACAUAUGCAAUCAUCAUGCUGAACACGGACCAGCACAAUCCAAACAUGAAGCAGGCACGAAUGGCAGUCACCGACUUUGGGCGCAACCUGCGCGGUGUCAAUGGGGGUAAGGAUUUUGAACCGGAAUAUCUGCAAGGCAUUUAUGAUUCUAUCAAGACUCGAGAGAUCAUAUUGCCAGAGGAGCACGACAAUAAGCACGCUUUCGAGCAUGCUUGGAAAGAGCUCCUCAUCAAGACUCAAACUGCUCAAGAUCUGGUCUUGUGUGAUACCAACAUUUAUGAUGCAGACAUGUUUGCUGCUACAUGGAGGCCUGUCGUUGCAACCCUCAACUACGUCUUCAUGUCUGCUACUGACGACACAGUGUUCCAGAGGGUUAUUUCUGGCUUUGAUCAAUGUGCCCAAAUCGCGGCCAAGCAUGGGCUCCAUGACUGUCUUGAUCACAUCAUAGCCUCUCUUGCACAAAUCAGCACCCUAGCCACUGAAGCACCACCCAGUACUGCACUCAACACUGAAGUGCAGGCGAAUGGCAAGAGCAUCAUGGUGAGUAAAUUCGCCGUCGAAUUUGGCCGCGAAAACAAGGCACAGCUUGCCACACUCGUACUCUUCCGCAUUAUCAACGGUCAUGAAGCCGCAAUUCGAAAUGGCUGGACUCAUAUUAUCCGCAUUAUCCUCAACCUCUUCAUCAAUUCUCUCAUUCCUACUACCCUGUCUUCCUUGACAUCAAAGCUGGACCUUCCACCGAUUCCACUCCAGAGCCCGGCACAGGUCAUUGAGCGAAAUGACAAGUCUACCGACAUUGGUCUAUUCUCUGCCUUUACAUCAUAUGUAUCGAGCGUCAUGAAUGACGAACCACCAGAGCCAAAUGACCAAGAAAUCGAGGCGACUCUGUGCACUGUAGACUGCAUUAGUGCUUGCCGGUUGGACGAAGUCAUCUCUAACAUUGGCAACAUGCCCAGUGACCCUCUCAGAGCUUUCACUCAAUCACUUCUCUCAUACAUGCCCCCAGAUGAUGUUGAGAGCUCGCCCAAGGUCAUUGUCGUGAAACCUCCAGUUGCUGCUCCGACACCAAUACGGCCCAACGGUCAAAAGCCGCAGCCCACAAUCCCGGACUACGAUCCCGCCCUUGUUUGCGUCCUUGAGCUUGCCACUGUUUUGGCAAUGCGCGAUCAGGAUUCUGCGUCAUUGUUUGGCAAAGAUGUUGCUCAGUGUCUGAAGUCUGUUAUCCAUGAUGCAGACGGCCUACACCCAGUAACACUUGGCCGAGCAUCCUACUACCUAUUGAACCUUCUCAAAGCUAGUGAAGACCACGAUUAUGUUCGCGCGCCAGUCGUGCUGCAUACAAUUUCGUCUUUCAACCAGGACCUUCUUCGACGAUGUGGCCCAACGAUACUCAAGGGAAUCUCUGAAUGCAUCAAAGGACCUGCAAGUCUUCGAAAAGAAAUGGCAACAUCUCCAGACUUUUGGUCGGUGCUUCAUGCUCUCCAGCCAGUCUCAGAAGCUGCUCCAUUGGCCUUCCACAUUACCGAGGACAUUGCGACGGGAUCACCUCAAGCAAUCACGGCCGAUAAUUAUGAGUCGGCCAUUGGUUUACUAAACACAUUCGCCACGGCGGGCAGUGCAGGUAUCGUCCGCGAACAGCGGAGGGAUCCCGCUGCACGACGUGGCAAACCCACAGCACCCGAGAAGCGACCAGCGCCCAAUGAGGCUACCCUUCGUGGUGUCAGGGCGAUGGCCAUCGUGUCUCAGAUGACUGGUCGGGUUCCUGCCUUCAUUGAGCAAUCUCAUCUGGAACCCAAUGAAGCUUGGCAAGCGUACUGGCUCCCUAUUUUCAGAUGCUUUAUAACGCAGUGUGUGAGUCCUUCUAGAGAAAUCCGACAGCAAGCAUUCGCAUCCUUGCAACGAUGCUUGUUGUCCAACGAUCUCGCAUCGCCGGACCACAAGGAGUGGACGAACAUCUUCAGCCAAGUACUGUUCCCCUUGGUCCAGCAGCUGCUAAAGCCAGAGGUUUAUCAGACAGAUCCUGCUGGUAUGGGUGAGAUGCGGGUACAAACAGCACAGCUUCUCUGUAAGAUUUUCUUGCAUUACCUUGUGAUGCUUAGCGAGUGGGAAGGUAUGCACGAUCUAUGGAUGGAAAUCUUGAACAUUAUGGACCGCUUAAUGAACAGCGGCCAAGGUGACACAUUGGCCGAAGCGGUACCAGAAUCUCUCAAGAAUAUACUACUCGUCAUGUCCAGCGGCGGCUAUUUAAAGGGUCCAAGUGAGGGCGGUGAACGGUCAGAGCAGCAGAAACAGCUAUGGACAGAGACGUCGAGCAGACUGCAUAGGUUCCUGCCAGACUUGAUGCCCGAGCUUUUCCCAGAGCAUGAGAUAAGGCAAGAGAAGGAGAAGGAAGGAGCACAUAAGGAUCGAGAAGUGGGUGUUGCCGUACCCGCUAUAGAGGAAGAGACUACUGAGGCUGCGUAGAGGAAACACGUAACAUGCGAUUGUUUGGAGGACUGUAAUACACAUGUCUCAUGAGCACCCUCCACGUCCUUGAUUUUGCUCUUCGUCCUCAUUGCACUCCCAUCCAUUACUGACAAGGCGUUUCAUGCGGCAGUUGAGUCGUUGAGCUGAAUCACGGCAAAAUUGGUGACGGGGUGGAUUGCAGCUAUUGAAUUGAGACCACACACAUCACCACAUGCUCCGGACCCAUAGAUCCCGCGUUAAUCACCCCUAUACUCACUACAUUAAGUACUCUCAC
Molecule: messenger RNA, 5024 nt
Organism: Aureobasidium pullulans EXF-150
Lineage: Eukaryota; Fungi; Ascomycota; Dothideomycetes; Dothideales; Saccotheciaceae
Product: Sec7-domain-containing protein
Exons: 6
Coding region: 59-4747 (1562 amino acids)
Biological process (GO): regulation of ARF protein signal transduction
Molecular function (GO): guanyl-nucleotide exchange factor activity
Source: RefSeq, a predicted model, not a curated record